Messenger RNA from Piliocolobus tephrosceles (Ugandan red Colobus), 2349 nucleotides. RefSeq names its product tripartite motif containing 67 (gene TRIM67). NCBI's taxonomy places the organism in Eukaryota, Metazoa, Chordata, Mammalia, Primates, Cercopithecidae. The coding region runs from base 1 to 2349 and encodes 782 amino acids. Gene Ontology annotation, molecular function: protein binding; zinc ion binding. Gene Ontology annotation, cellular component: cytoplasm. The transcript has 10 exons. The record is from RefSeq and is a predicted model, not a curated record.
AUGGAGGAAGAGCUGAAGUGUCCCGUGUGUGGCUCUCUGUUUCGGGAGCCUAUCAUCCUGCCCUGUUCCCACAAUGUCUGCCUGCCUUGCGCUCGCACCAUCGCGGUGCAGACCCCGGACGGCGAGCAGCACCUACCCCAGCCGCUCCUGCUUUCCCGGGGCUCGGGGCUGCCCGCGGGCGCCGCCGCUGCUCCCUCUCUGGAGCACGACGCGGUGGCGGGCCCGGCCUGCAGCGGUGCGGGCGGGAGUGCAGCUGGCGGCCUCGGCGGCGGUGCGGGAGGUGGUGGAGACCACGCGGACAAGCUGAGCUUGUACAGCGAGACAGACAGCGGCUAUGGGUCCUACACCCCGAGCCUCAAGUCCCCCAACGGAGUUCGCGUGCUGCCCAUGGUGCCCGCACCACCCGGCUCCUCCGCCGCCGCGGCUCGGGGUGCCGCCUGCUCCUCGCUGUCCUUGUCUUCGAGCUCCAUCACGUGCCCGCAGUGCCACCGCAGUGCCUCCCUGGACCACCGCGGCCUGCGUGGCUUCCAGCGAAACCGGCUGCUCGAGGCCAUCGUGCAGCGGUACCAGCAGGGCCGCGGGGCCGUGCCGGGGGCGUCUGCAGCCGCGGCGGUGGCCAUCUGCCAGCUGUGCGACCGCACCCCGCCAGAGCCAGCAGCCACGCUCUGCGAGCAGUGCGACGUCCUUUACUGCGCUGCCUGCCAGCUCAAGUGCCAUCCAUCCCGGGGACCCUUCGCCAAGCAUCGCCUGGUGCAGCCGCCGCCACCUCCGGCGCCCGCCGAGGCAGCCUCCGGGCCCACUGGCACCGCCCAGGGCGCCCCCAGCGGAGGCGGCAGCUGCAAGAGCCCUGGAGGCACAGGGGCUGGGGCGACUGGGGGCAGCACGGCCCGCAAGUUCCCCACGUGUCCCGAGCAUGAAAUGGAGAACUACAGCAUGUACUGCGUGAGCUGUCGAACCCCAGUGUGCUAUCUGUGCCUGGAGGAGGGCCGGCAUGCCAAGCACGAGGUGAAGCCGCUGGGGGCCAUGUGGAAGCAGCACAAGGCACAACUAUCUCAGGCCUUAAAUGGAGUUUCAGAUAAGGCAAAGGAAGCAAAGGAGUUUCUGGUUCAGCUGAAGAACAUACUGCAGCAGAUCCAGGAAAACGGACUGGACUACGAAGCCUGCCUGGUUGCUCAGUGUGAUGCCCUUGUGGAUGCUUUAACGCGUCAGAAAGCCAAGCUGCUCACCAAGGUGACAAAGGAGAGGGAACACAAGUUGAAGAUGGUUUGGGACCAGAUCAAUCACUGCACACUGAAGCUGCGUCAGUCCACCGGACUGAUGGAGUACUGCCUGGAGGUGAUCAAGGAGAACGACCCCUCGGGGUUCUUACAGAUCUCAGAUGCUCUGAUCAAACGCGUCCAGGUGUCUCAGGAGCAGUGGGUCAAAGGCGCCCUGGAGCCAAAAGUGUCUGCGGAGUUUGAUCUGACCUUGGACAGCGAGCCGCUGCUGCAGGCCAUCCACCAGCUGGACUUCAUUCAGAUGAAAUGUAGGGUGCCACCCGUCCCCCUACUGCAGCUGGAGAAAUGCUGCACCCGCAACAACAGUGUCACGCUGGCCUGGAGGAUGCCACCCUUCACCCACAGCCCCGUGGACGGCUACAUCCUGGAGCUGGACGACGGCGCCGGGGGGCAGUUCCGGGAAGUGUACGUCGGUAAGGAGACUUUGUGUACCAUCGACGGUCUUCACUUCAACAGCACCUACAACGCCCGAGUCAAAGCUUUCAACUCUUCUGGUGUCGGGCCUUACAGUAAAACUGUCGUCCUGCAGACGUCCGAUGUGGCCUGGUUCACAUUUGACCCCAACUCUGGGCAUCGGGACAUCAUUUUAUCCAACGACAACCAGACAGCCACCUGCAGCAGCUAUGAUGACCGGGUGGUGCUGGGCACAGCUGCCUUCUCCAAGGGCGUGCACUACUGGGAGCUACACGUGGACCGGUACGACAACCACCCAGACCCCGCCUUCGGGGUGGCCAGGGCCAGCGUGGUCAAGGACAUGAUGCUGGGCAAGGAUGACAAGGCCUGGGCCAUGUAUGUGGACAACAACCGCAGCUGGUUCAUGCACUGCAACUCCCACACCAACAGGACGGAAGGCGGCGUGUGCAAGGGGGCCACCGUGGGCGUGCUGCUGGACCUGAAUAAGCACACCCUCACUUUCUUCAUCAACGGGCAGCAGCAGGGCCCCACAGCCUUCAGCCACGUGGACGGCGUCUUCAUGCCAGCCCUCAGCCUCAACCGCAAUGUGCAGGUCACCCUGCACACAGGAUUGGAAGUGCCGACUAACCUGGGGCGGCCAAAGCUGUCAGGCAAUUAG